AUGCGACUGUGCGUGGGAGCUCUGUCCGGGUUGCUCAACACUGUUAAAGACACUGGAAAAACACCUGUGGAGCCAGAGGUGGCGAUUCACCGGAUUCAGAUCACCCUCACCAGCCACAACGUGAAGUCUCCGGAGAAGGUCUGUGCUGACCUGAUCCGAAGCACCAAGGAGAAGAAUCUCAAAGUAAAAGGACCAGUGUGCAUGCCUACCAAGACUUUGAGAAUCACUAUGAGAAAAAAAAAAAAAAACCCUUGUGGUGAAGGUUCUAAGACAUGGGACCACAAGCGACUCAUUGAUUAACACCGUCCUUCCGAGAUUGUCAAGCAGAUAACUUCCAUCAGUAUUGAGCCAGGAGUCGAGGUUGAGGUCACCAUUGCAGAUGCCUAA
This is a messenger RNA of Dipodomys spectabilis (banner-tailed kangaroo rat), 387 nucleotides long. Its product is annotated as 40S ribosomal protein S20-like. NCBI's taxonomy places the organism in Eukaryota, Metazoa, Chordata, Mammalia, Rodentia, Heteromyidae. Gene Ontology annotation, cellular component: cytosolic small ribosomal subunit; ribosome. Gene Ontology annotation, biological process: translation. Gene Ontology annotation, molecular function: structural constituent of ribosome. The record is from RefSeq and is a predicted model, not a curated record.